This is a messenger RNA of Chanos chanos (milkfish), 1128 nucleotides long. RefSeq names its product transmembrane protein with EGF-like and two follistatin-like domains 1a (gene tmeff1a). Lineage: Eukaryota; Metazoa; Chordata; Actinopteri; Gonorynchiformes; Chanidae. Bases 1 to 1128 code for a protein of 375 amino acids. The transcript has 10 exons. Gene Ontology annotation, cellular component: plasma membrane. The record is from RefSeq and is a predicted model, not a curated record. Gene Ontology annotation, molecular function: protein binding.
AUGACGAGAGUCGAGGGACCGGCGCGCGACGGCCUGGAUUCUGCCAGUUCUUUCAUCAUGGUCAACGAAGGUUCGCGCGCUGCACCGGCUGGAUUUUACCUGCUGCACGGGAUUUUGGCCCUUGCGCUUGUGCCACAGGCGCUCGCGUCGUACCCUCAGAGCGGCGCGUGUCUGUCUGAGAAUGACGAGGGAUGUGCAGAUUUAUCGCAGAAGAAGAGUGAUCUGCGUGUGUGUGAUGAGUCGACCUGCCGCUAUGGGGGAGUCUGCAGAGACGAUGGAACGCAUUUAAAGUGCGUGUGUCAGUUUCAGUGUCCCAGGAGUUAUGUUCCUGUCUGUGGAUCUAAUGGAGACACAUAUCAGAAUGAGUGUUACCUCAGUCAGGCCGCCUGUAAACAACAGUCUCUCAUCACUAUGGCAACCAAAGGUCCAUGCUAUGCUGAUCACGCGUCUGGCUCAGGAGAUGUUGAGCUGGAGAGCUCAGGGUCCGACCCAAACAGGAAAUUCACCAAGUGUUCAACAUGUAAAUAUGGAGCCGAAUGUGACGAAGACUCAGAGGAUGUCUGGUGUAUUUGUAACAUUGACUGCAGUGGCCACAAUGAGAAUCCAGUGUGUGGAUCUGAUGGUCAGUCCUACAGUAAUCCCUGCCUGGUCAGAGAAGCUUCCUGUAUGAAACAGGAACAGAUUGAUGUCAAACACCUUGGCCGCUGUUCAGAUAAGACAGGGAAGAAAGAUGAUGGAAGCCUGUACAAGCCUGAUUUUCCAGAUACGUCAGAGCCAAGGGGCGGAGUCUCUGCAGGCAGUCCGACCCCAUGUACAGAAAACUACGCCAGCUUCUGUGUGCAUGGAGUGUGUGAGAUGAAGAACAACGUGGCAAGUUGCAGGUGUAACACGGGCUACUCUGGGCUGCAGUGUGAGGAGAUGCAGGAUUUUAAUGUCCUGUAUGUGGUGCCCAGUGGACAGAAACUUCAUUACGUACUAAUAGCUGCAGUCAUAGCAGCAGUGCAAAUUGCCGUCAUUAUCACUGUGGUCAUGUGCAUCACCAGAAAAUGUCCUAAGAAACCCCGUGGCCGUAGACACAAACAGAACCUGGGCCGUCCCCCCCCUGACUCAGGACGAAGGAUUGUAUAG